This is a messenger RNA of Pogona vitticeps (central bearded dragon), 1868 nucleotides long. NCBI's taxonomy places the organism in Eukaryota, Metazoa, Chordata, Lepidosauria, Squamata, Agamidae. The record is from RefSeq and is a predicted model, not a curated record.
UCUGUGCUAGCAAAUCUUUACCUGCUGAAUUUCUGCCAGACACAUGACUGACCAAAGUGUACAAACUGGGUAUAAACAUCACAACCAGUUACCACAUGCUCAACCUUGUCUCUGCAGACUGAACAUGGAAGACGUAGUGUCUUGUUUGGAAAUUGUAAACACAUGGAAUGGCUUGCCCCUCUCUUCGGAAACUAGUAGUUUUAAGCGGGACUGUCAGGUGCAGUGUAAAGAAAACAUAUUUCAUGGUUAGAAUGGACACCUCCCUGCACACUUGUGGUGCUGUCAGUUAAAACUGGUGUGUCAGCAGAGAACCGCGAGGGAUAAUUACCAGGUCUGAGGAUAAGUGCCUAUAAAACAGCAAAAUCCACCCUUCCUCUUUUAAACUACCAUGUCUGGGUGGUGGAACCUGCUCUAUACCAUGAGACUCUCUGCAUCUCUGAUCAUCAUCCUCCAGGCUAUUCUGCCUCUUAUAGCGGAACAAGAAAGAAGGCUGCGCUUCGUUAUACUGGUGUAUCGUCAUGGUGAUCGCUCCCCUCUUGGCACCUACCCCACAGAUCCCCACAAAUCAGAAGCCUGGCCACAAGGUUUCCAUCAGCUCACUGAGGUAGGUAUUUUGCAACAGAAGGUGCUGGGACGGUUCCUGAGGAAGAGAUAUAAUGGAUUUUUGAGUCCUUCCUACAAGCCACAGGAGAUAUACGUUCGCAGCACUGACUAUGACCGUACCAUAAUGAGUGCCCAAGCUAAUCUGAUGGGACUUUAUCCAAACUCAGAUCCACAAACCGGUUGGAAUCCCAUUCCUGUCCACACAGUGCCUGUUAAGUAUGACAAGCUGCUGAAGCCACCAACGCGAACCUGUUUACGAUACCAACAGCUAAUGGAAGAAACGGUUAAUUUGCCAAGCUAUCAGGCUAAAAUGGAAACCUGGAAGGGUUUCAUAACAGAGAUGGCCAACUGUACAGGACUUCAACCUGAACAGAUGACCCUGAGGGCCCUUUGGAAGGUGCAAGACUCUCUCUUCUGCCAGAAAAUGCAUAACUUGACCUUGCCCAGCUGGGCCACACCCCAGGUCUUGAAGACGCUUUCAGAGAUAGAAGCAUUUAAUGUUGACGCUCAUGUGGGAAUGCACAGCAGGCAGGAGAAGGCCCGGUUGACGGGAGGAUUGUUACUGGGUGCUAUCCUGAGCAACUUCUCCAAAACAGUGUGUCGAGAUCUACCUCUGAAGAUGAUUAUGUAUUCCGCUCACGACAGCACCUUAAUUGCUCUUCAAGGAGCCCUGGGCGUUUAUAAUGGUCACCCACCACCAUAUGCUGCCUGUCAUGGAUUUGAAUUCUACCAAGAAACCAAUAACUCCUUCACUGUUGCCAUGUUUUACCGGAAUACUAGUGAUCAGCAACCCCACACACUAACCUUGCCUGGAUGUCCUACACAUUGCCCAUUACCACUCUUCACCAAACUCACUCGUGCAGUUGUUCCACAGGACUGGGAUGCCGAAUGCCAAAACCCUCAGAACCGUACAGGGCACACCGUUACAGCUCUGGCUGUGGCUGUAGGUCUCCUGAGUGUGGCUUUAAUUGGCUUGGGUAUCUUGCACUGGAGAAAGCGACGGGAAGAUGGACCAAUGGCAAUGAACAACUGCCUUCACUAGAACACAAGACAGGCAACAGUUGCUGAGCAUUCAGAGAAAGUGCAGCCCAAUAGGCUGGAGUCUGGACCAACUUUCCCCCAUAGCCCCUUUAUCAAGCCCGGAGUCAAAUGGUUUCAGUUCAGGAGCAUUGCUGAUAUUAAUGCUCGAGGCAAGUUUAGUGUACCAAAUUAGUAGGAAAAAUGGUCUAAAAAAUCAAAAUGGAAAGUAUUGAAAUGCCAUCAUU